Molecule: messenger RNA, 752 nt
Organism: Mesocricetus auratus (golden hamster)
Lineage: Eukaryota; Metazoa; Chordata; Mammalia; Rodentia; Cricetidae
Product: T-cell immunoglobulin and mucin domain-containing protein 2-like
Exons: 6
Coding region: 66-527 (153 amino acids)
Source: RefSeq, a predicted model, not a curated record
CUUAGUGCUAUGAACUUUCCUCUCAGUACUGCUUUCAGAGUGUCGCAUAAGUUUGGGUCAACACCAUGGUGCAUGAUCAAGUAUUCAUUUCAGGCUUCAUAUUACUACUCCUCGAAAUUCCAACAAGUCCUUCAACAAGUCCCACAACUACAAGAAGACCCACAACAACAGGAAGUCCAGCAACAGGAAAACACACAACAAGAAUACUCAAAACAAGAAUACUCACAGCUACAAAAAGGUCCACAACUACAGUGAAUUCCACAAGUGUGUCAAUGAGACCCACUCAUGAACCAGCAUCACCCAGAGUCUCCACCUUGACUCCUACAACACCAGUACAUAUGAAAACUUAUACACCAGAUUGGAAUAACACUGUGACUUCCUGGAACGACUCUUGGAAUAAUUACACUGAAUCGAUCCCUUCACUAAAUCCAUCAGAGAAAAUGACUAAGGACUUGGCUCUUGGAAUCCCCAUUGCUGCCAUGAUUCUGGUGCUGGUUGUUGGUGCACGGGCUGUCAUGGGUUGUUAGCAGUUGGAGAACCUUGGUGAAGACAAUGUCUACAUAAUUGAAUGUAGUCCUUUCUCUGCAUCAUGAGUACCAGUGGCCCUCUGAGGGAAAUUCCGCCUGAGACUGAAAAGACACCAUCAGCAUUGGACACCACAAACAACCAUUACAAGUCCAGAAUUAUUUUCUGUGUCUACUCAUCCAGCAUUAGUGGAAAGGGUGACCUCCAGUAUCAUCCUAUUUCUUGCA